Messenger RNA from Pipistrellus nathusii (Nathusius's pipistrelle), 2016 nucleotides. The record is from the annotation of a GenBank genome assembly. Lineage: Eukaryota; Metazoa; Chordata; Mammalia; Chiroptera; Vespertilionidae.
AUGGGCGAUCUGGAGGAAGACUUCGCCAAGAUCCUCCUGCUCAAGGAGGAGCGGAUCAAAGAGCUGGAGAAGCGGCUGUCGGAGAAGGAGGAGGAGAUCCAGGAGCUCAAGAGGAAGCUGCACAAAUGCCAGUCGGUGCUGCCCGUGCCCUCCACCCACAUCGGGCCCCGGACCACCCGGGCGCAGGGCAUCUCGGCAGAGCCGCAGACCUACAGGUCCUUCCACGACCUCCGACAGGCGUUCCGGAAGUUCACCAAAUCCGAAAGGUCCAAGGAUCUCAUAAAGGAAGCCAUCCUUGACAAUGACUUCAUGAAGAACUUGGAGCUGUCGCAGAUCCAGGAGAUUGUGGAUUGUAUGUAUCCAGUGGAAUAUGGCAAAGACAGCUGCAUCAUCAAAGAAGGAGAUGUGGGGUCACUGGUGUACGUCAUGGAAGAUGGUAAGGUGGAAGUGACAAAAGAAGGCGUGAAGCUGUGCACCAUGGGUCCAGGAAAGGUGUUCGGGGAGUUGGCUAUUCUUUACAAUUGCACCCGGACAGCGACCGUCAAGACUCUUGUAAAUGUGAAGCUCUGGGCUAUUGAUCGACAAUGUUUUCAAACAAUAAUGAUGAGGACAGGACUCAUCAAGCACACCGAAUAUAUGGAAUUUUUAAAAAGUGUUCCCACAUUCCAGAGCCUUCCUGAAGAGAUCCUCAGUAAACUUGCUGACGUCCUUGAAGAGACCCACUAUGAAAAUGGGGAGUACAUCAUCAGGCAAGGUGCAAGAGGGGACACCUUCUUUAUCAUCAGCAAAGGAAAGGUCAAUGUCACUCGAGAAGACUCACCAAGUGAAGACCCAGUCUUUCUUAGGACUUUAGGCAAAGGAGACUGGUUUGGAGAGAAAGCCUUGCAGGGGGAGGAUGUGAGAACAGCAAACGUAAUUGCUGCAGAAGCCGUGACCUGCCUUGUGAUUGACAGAGACUCUUUCAAGCAUUUGAUUGGAGGAUUGGAAGAUGUUUCUAAUAAAGCAUAUGAGGAUGCAGAAGCUAAAGCAAAAUACGAAGCUGAGGCUGCUUUCUUCGCCAACCUGAAGCUGUCUGAUUUCAACAUCAUCGACACCCUUGGCGUUGGAGGAUUCGGGAGAGUGGAGCUGGUCCAGUUGAAAAGUGAAGAAUCCAAAACCUUUGCAAUGAAGAUUCUCAAGAAACGCCACAUUGUGGAUACAAGACAACAGGAGCACAUCCGCUCUGAGAAGCAGAUCAUGCAGGGGGCUCACUCUGACUUCAUUGUGAGACUAUACAGAACAUUUAAGGACAGCAAAUAUUUGUAUAUGUUGAUGGAAGCUUGCCUAGGUGGAGAGCUCUGGACCAUUCUCAGGGAUAGAGGUUCAUUUGAAGACUCUACAACCAGAUUUUACACAGCAUGUGUGGUAGAAGCUUUUGCCUAUCUGCAUUCCAAAGGAAUAAUCUACAGGGACCUCAAGCCAGAAAAUCUCAUCCUGGAUCAUCGAGGUUACGCCAAACUGGUGGAUUUUGGCUUUGCAAAGAAAAUAGGAUUUGGAAAGAAAACAUGGACGUUUUGUGGGACUCCAGAGUACGUAGCCCCAGAGAUCAUCCUGAACAAAGGCCACGACAUUUCAGCCGACUACUGGUCCCUGGGAAUUCUAAUGUAUGAACUUCUGACUGGCAGCCCACCUUUCUCAGGCCCAGAUCCUAUGAAAACCUAUAACAUCAUAUUGAGAGGGAUUGACAUGAUAGAAUUUCCAAAGAAGAUUGCCAAAAAUGCUGCUAAUUUAAUUAAAAAACUAUGCAGGGAUAAUCCAUCAGAAAGAUUAGGGAAUUUGAAAAAUGGAGUGAAAGACAUUCAAAAGCACAAAUGGUUUGAGGGCUUUAAUUGGGAAGGCUUAAGAAAAGGCACCUUGACACCUCCGAUAAUACCGAGUGUUGCAUCACCCACAGACACAAGCAAUUUUGACAGUUUCCCUGAGGACAAUGACGAACCACCCCCCGACGACAACUCAGGAUGGGACAUAGACUUCUAA